CAACUUUUUAUUCCUACCACCUUUUUUUCUUCCUUCUGUUACUGCCUCUUUCACAGAGGGAAAACAAGGCCAAUCGCUACUUGUAGGUAUCUUCGGCCAUCCAAGUACCGCAUAAUCGGAAUCAUUACCUUAGGUACCUAGGUAGCUAAAUCCAAAACCGGCCAGCUUGCCAUGGCUUGCUACGACAUCAAGCUGCGCCGGCAAGGCCUUGGUUCGUUUCAAGUCUUAAAGAGGCUGACGACGCAAAGCUCGACGACCCUCGCGUCCCGUGGAGGCGCAGUCGACGGGUUGCCGACCCACGAGCUGGGCACCCCACAAAACACGAACCAUUCAUGGUCGAUCUAGAGCCUCUUGAAGCCCGCUGCGGACAGGGAUCGUCUUGAUGGACAAUGCAUCUUUUCUCUUUUGUCCUACUAUGGUACUGUUUUAUUUGCGAUGGUUGGGUUUCGUGCGAGGCUCUCUUCCUCUCUCUCUCUCCUGGCCAACUUUAAAACAUAUACGAUACGAAGUAGAUCUCUUUGUAUUUUAAGAUACAUAGGUAGUAUAAGAUAAUACUUACCUACUCCCCGUUACCUCCUGUCCGGUAGGUAUAUGUCUCUUCCCCUUUUCUAUUAUUCCGUCGUCUGUUCUGUCUAUAUACUGUUAGAACAGUAAAUAGUAGUUAUUCUUUCCCCCCCCUUUAACUAUCCAGUACAUAUCUAAGACAACAUGUUUCCUUCGUUAUCUACAUUCUUCACUGUCACCGCCGCCUUGACGGUGCCGGUUUAUUCCCUGCCGCAGGAUGGCAGUUAUGAUGGUGGAUACGGGGGUUCGGUCUCUUCCUUCGCUUCAGUAACCCCCAGUUCGACGGCGUCCGCCUCUGCCGCCUCUUCGACGACCGCUUGCAACAACUCGCCCAACUUAUGCAGCCGCUCGUAUAGUGAUAUCACUCAUAUGGGAGCCCACGACUCUUCCUUUCUCCGAGACGAAAGCACGAGUAAUUCAAUAGCUGGUAACCAGUACUUCAAUGCUACUGUUGCUCUAGAUGCAGGGAUCCGAUUGUUGCAGGCCCAGGUUCAUGAUCUGAAUGGCGCCAUCGAACUAUGCCAUACGUCUUGCAGUUUACUCGAUGCCGGGACCCUUCAGACUUGGCUAGCCUCCAUUAAGUCGUGGAUGGAUUCUCACCCGAACGAAGUCGUGACCCUUCUGAUUGUUAACUCUGAUGGCAAGAGCGCAGCCGAUUUUGGGGCCGUCUUCAGUGGCUCGGGUAUCAAUACAUAUGGAUACGCGCAUUCGGGGACUACAUGGCCGACGUUACAGGAAAUGAUCAGUGCGAAUACGCGACUGGUGACUUUCAUCGCAUCUAUUACGGUGGAUAGCCAAUAUCCGUAUCUGUUAUCCGAGUUUGACCAUGUCUUUGAGACAUCGUUCGAGGUAACAUCACUCUCGGGCUUCAACUGUACUCUCGAUCGCCCAUCCUCCCAGAGCUCGGCCGGCGCUGCCAUCCAGGCUGGGAUGCUGCCUCUCAUGAAUCACUUUGCAUACAACUUGCUCGGCGCUUCGAUUAUGGUCCCCAAUUCGGACAAUAUCACGAUCACGAACAGCCCGUCAACCUCCACCGCAGGCAACUUGGGUCUGCAUGCUCAAACAUGUAACGAGCAGUGGGGUAUCAAGCCCGUGUUCGUACUGGUUGAUUUCUUUAACGAGGGGCCGGCAAUCGAGACAGCAGAUAACUUGAACAGCAUCACCGCUGUUGGUCGAUCUAAUGCUGGCAUAACUGCAACGGUUGCGACAGCUACUGCUAACCCGAGACAUCAGGGUCUCGGACUUGGCACCGAGGCCUUAGUUGCUUUCCUAAUAGCCUCCUUGUUACUUGUCUGAUAGGCCGAUCUGGAUAUCACAAGAUAGAAAAGGCCAGUCCCCUGGCUCUCAUUGUUUUACUGCAUAGCCGUGGCGUUUCGUUGUUUUUGGAGCAUAGGGUACGGGGCCAAAAAUGGGCUUGGAAUGCUCUUUAUACCAAGAAUGAGCUCUACAGUUUGAGACCUCGUGGUAUGUAGGUACAGAUAUUAGGGACAUAAUAUACCCUGAUUAGUAUUUAACUACCUACCUAACCUAGUUUCCGAGUCUUGUCUAUUGUCAACUAUGUGAAAUUGUAAUGUAAAGUUGGUCUUGGUAGAAUGAGUAACCUACCUCAUAAUUCUCAUUCUUAGGUAGUCAUAUUAUCGUGUAGACUACCUUUGUUUGACCUUAAAACCAAUGACUCGUCUUAAUUGCUUAGAUACCUAACCUAGGUAGGUACCUAGGUAGCCAAUACGACAUGGACAUAUGGAACUGGUACUUUACAAAUUACUAGGUUAGGUUACAUGUAGU
Messenger RNA from Daldinia decipiens, 2349 nucleotides. RefSeq names its product PLC-like phosphodiesterase. The transcript has a single exon. NCBI's taxonomy places the organism in Eukaryota, Fungi, Ascomycota, Sordariomycetes, Xylariales, Hypoxylaceae. Gene Ontology annotation, biological process: lipid metabolic process. Bases 709 to 1860 code for a protein of 383 amino acids. The record is from RefSeq and is a predicted model, not a curated record. Gene Ontology annotation, molecular function: phosphoric diester hydrolase activity.